AUGGGGUUCAAAAUUACAAACUUUACCGGUGACCCAUUUGCUAUAGCCACCGUGCUGUUUGGGAUCAUUGCGUGGGCAAUAUCGGUGGCAGGAGCAGCCGCUUCGACUCAGUCGUUGUUUCCUCAUUUCUCGUGGUGGGGCAUAGCAUACCAGAUAGUCAUCAUAUUGAUCAUAUUUAUCCUUUAUGCCAACAACAACAUCGAGUUAUACAAAUUCACCUUGGUUGGCUUGGUCAGCAUCGGGUUUAUUUACACCACCAACUCGACCAACAACUUAAUCUACAACUCCGGCUCGUCUGGGAAUUUGUGUUGUGCCGCUGGCUGCAUCUUGUCAAGCAUCUUGAAUCUCAUUUGGAUCUUGUAUUUUGGAGGACACCCCGAACUGCCAACUAACCAGUUUAUCGAUUCAUUCAGCUACAGACACCAUGCUCAUGAGCAAUUGGGGAACAACAGGUCCUCGGUGGUCAAGAAUGAGCCCUUUGAAGAGAGCGAAGCCGGUUUUGGAAGAUUCAACACGGCAGCAAACGGCGUCGCCCCGGGCAACAUGGCCCAGUUUUCCGCUGGUGCUGCAAACAGACAAUCGCAUCCACACUCGCCUCCAUCAGCUGCAAGCAACUAUAUCCAACUGUCGCAAUUGAACGGGUUGGAAAACUUUAGUGCACUGGAUGUACCCAACGGCCUGGGCCGUGAUUUGACUCAAAACAACGGCGCCAAGAGAACUACCUUUUAUACUGAUUCUGAAGUUGGAACUGGAAUUACCUUCAGGUACAAGGCCAAGGCUCUUUACAGCUACACUGCCAAUCCAGACGAUAUCAAUGAAAUCUCGUUUGUCAAGGAUGAAAUCUUGGAAGUUGACGAUAUUGAUGGCAAAUGGUGGCAGGCCAGAAGGGCUAAUGGACAGGUUGGUAUCUGUCCUUCGAAUUACGUGAAAUUGAUUGAUAAUUAA
This is a messenger RNA of Lodderomyces beijingensis, 945 nucleotides long. The record is from the annotation of a GenBank genome assembly. NCBI's taxonomy places the organism in Eukaryota, Fungi, Ascomycota, Pichiomycetes, Serinales, Debaryomycetaceae.